GGAUUUGUACUAUAUUAAAGCAGGAGUUUUACAACUGUCUGUCAUUAAUGGAGUAAUUUAUUGAUGUUGAGACUGGUUGUUGGCUUCACCACCAGACGCAUGACAGAUGUUCUAAUGCAUUUUAGAUGUGCUAGACAAACAGCUACGGUAAUGACAAUGUAAAGCAAAUUAUGUGGAAAUCACACGCGUUUUCAUUUUUGCUUCAUUGUGCCCUCACGCCUUUGAGGAAAGAUUUGAUGACUCUCGUAAUUUUACUGAGGCAAGAGCCGCAAUUGUGGUAAGUGGUUGGACCUCUGCUAAGAUCUUUGAUGGUUGCCACCAGUGUGGCUACUUUGAUAUAGCAGUUUGUGUCUUAUAAUUUAUAAUAUCUUUACAAUUUUCGUUUACAUACCAAGGAAUUUCAGAUAUUUGCCUCUGUAAAAUUUUGACUAAAUCUUAAAGAAGAAUUGAGUCCAAUUUAGACUCAUGUUUUUGUGUUGUGCCAACUAAGAAUCCUUUGUUUGGAUAACUUAGUUUCUUUCUUUAGGAGUAUUUGACAGUCGCACGGACAGAACUUUUGUGCCUUUUUUAGUUACCUCAAUAUCAUGAAUCAUAAAUAUAAAAUAAACAAAUAGUUAUCAACUGAUCAUUUGAACUAAAUAUUGUUAGUUUGCAAAAUGUUUCUGUGUGACAAAUUAGCUCAACUCAAGGAUUUUAUAUAUCUGUUAAGUUUCUCCACUGACCAUAUUCGACAACCAGACGUGGUUGAGAAAUAUGGUAGCAUUCCACAGCAUUCCGAUCUCACUGUCUUAUUGUCUCAUGCAUCUUCCAGUAUCUGGCUAAGACUAAGCUGUGCAAACACAUAAAAGACAUUCAGAGACCUCAGAAAGGCUGACAUCGCAGUUUUAUGUAAUUUUCUUUCCUGUCAUAUUUCAAAUUUGUACAGAUUCGUUAAAUAUUUUACUGAGAUACAUCAGUCUAGCUGGCAUUCCUGCUUUCUGAUGUAAAUUAUGCAAAUUUACAGAACACACUGUGAAUUAAUAUAUAGCCAGACUACUCCCUAACUGGUUUAGACAGCCUGUGGGUUGUAUUUUAUCCAUGUACUUUGGAUGUUUGUUUAAAAGUGGCGUGGUCGAACAAUUACAGGAUACCACAAAGUAGCUGCCUGUAUUUGAAUUUGUGUGUGUGUGUGUUUCCUUAAUGUCAAGAGGUUUUCAGUCAUAUACAGUAACUCCCUCCAGGGAGGAAGGUUAGGAAGUGACAUGUGACAUAAGCAAUAAGUUGACAGGAACUUCUUGUGCGUGAUUAAAUAUGCGUGUUCAUGUAUCAGCAUGUGUUGUAACAAGAGUGGAGAAACGGCAGAAUGGAUCGACACAUUUGUAGGCAAGUCACACACACACACACACAGACACACUACUGUAGCUUACCAGCAACCCCUAUUCUUCUCAGACACGGACACAGACAUGUAGAGACACACAGCCUUGCAGAAAAGCAGGGGAUUCCGAUCCGUCACAGAGAUGACAUCACAGCAUGCCAUUAAUAAAAAAAAAAAAGAGAAAGAAACAGCCAAACAAGGGAGUCCCCAUGAUCCCUCCCUCCUACACAUACCAAAGAAUGAAGAGGGAAGGAGGGAGUAGCGCGGGGGUGAGUAACUCUUCACAGAAAGAGGAGUGAGAGAGAAAGACCCUUUUAAGGGUUCACAUGCACACAAGAGCCGGCUGACACACGCACAAACACGCUUUAGCUGUGUCUCCAUAGUGACUGGCUGUGCUGCCCCAGCUUUGGGAGGAAAUGCCAAACUCAGUGGUUCAGAGAACUACACACACACACACACACAUAAACACACACAGCUCUAUUCUAAUCCUCUGUCCGGCUACGACGGAAAAACCUCUCCUCAUCUUAUCACUCUGCUACCUCCCUCUGUCCCUUCUCUCCUCCUGUCCAUCCCAUUUUCCUCUCUUUUUCUCACCCCCCCUCCCUCACUCCCCCUCUCUCCCUCUUCAUCCUGUGUCUGUAUACUGGUAAGUUCACUGAAGUAGACAACAGAGAGAUGAAAGAGAAGAACCACUGGAAAACGCCUGUGACCAUCAUCAUCACUGUGAUUGGUGUCAUAGUGAUUGUUGCCUUGGUGACGGUAGCAGUUUUGCAGAACAAGCCCCUCCUCCAAAAGUACAAGUAUGGGAUUGUACUGGACGCCGGUUCCUCCCACACAGCUCUGUACAUUUACAAGUGGCCUGCAGAGAAGGAUAACAACACUGGAAGAGCUGAACAAAUGCAUGUCUGCAAAGUCAAAGGUCAAGGUAUCUCCAGCUAUGCGGCCAAUCCUUGGAAGGCAGGGGAGUCUCUGAGAGCGUGCAUGGAGGAGGCCGAGCAGUGGGUCCCCGGGAAAAGACACCACGAAACCCCUCUUUAUCUGGGAGCUACUGCAGGAAUGAGACUGCUCAAUAUGGAGAACAGCACGGCGUCAGAUAAGGUUUUUCAGGCUGUGAAGGAAGCCCUGCAGAGUUCACCCUUUUCCUAUCAGGGAGCGAGGAUACUCAGUGGCCAGGAGGAGGGCGCCUUCGGUUGGGUCACUGUGAACUACUUGGAUGACCGCCUCAAACAGGGUUUGGAAACCACAGGAGCCCUCGACCUUGGCGGGGCCUCAACCCAGAUUAGCUUUGUAUCCGAUAAUUUUGACGGUUCAGAGUCGCCAAGUAACUCUGUGACCUUCCGACUCUAUGGAAACGAUUAUAAUCUGUACACUCACAGCUUCCUGUGUUACGGGAAAGACCAAGCACUACGAUCAGUGGUGGCACACCAGACUCAGUCAGGUCCAGAAAAAAUAUUAGAUCCAUGUUCCAACCCUGGCUACAAUACAAUAAAGAACUACUCAGUGCUCUAUGAUAGCCCCUGCGUGUCAAACCGGAAACCCCAGAAAGCUCCUGCAUCCUUCCAUCUCACGGGAAAAGGAAACUUCGGAGAAUGCCAGAAAAUCGUCAGAAGUAUCUUCAACUUUACUAACUGCAAAUACAGCCAUUGCUCUUUCAACGGGGUCUUCCAGCCACAUUUGCAGGGCGCAUUUGGGGCGUUUUCUGCUUACUACUUUGUGAUGAGUUUCCUCAAUCUGACUGAUACAUCCAUGCCCCUGGAAACUGUCAAGGAAAAGCUAACAAGCUACUGCUCUACCCCUUGGGAACAGAUAAAGCAGCAGCAUCGAGCGGUUAAAGAGAAAUAUCUGGCCGAGUACUGUUUCUCUGGCACAUACAUCCUCACGCUGCUGACAGAAGGCUACAACUUCACCUCAGAGAGCUACUCCAAGAUAAAAUUCAUCAAAAAGAUAAAAGGCAGUGACGCAGGCUGGACGCUGGGCUAUAUGUUGAAUCUGACCAACAUGAUUCCAGCUGAGGCUCCAGACACUCCCCCUCUGCCCCACGCAGGCUACGUCUCCAUAGUCACCAUCAUGGCAAUACUGCUCUUCAUCCUCUUCAUCCUCAGCCUACGCCCUCUCUGGCCCCGCUGCUCCAAACUGCCUCAGGUUGUAUAGAAACAAACAGAUGUACUGUAUGUAUGAGUGUAUGUUAGAGCUUCUGAGUGGCUUGGUGGGGGCUGUUCUGCCAACAUGUGAAUCCACUUUACACUUUCCAGCUUUUGUGGGGAGUUCAAAGGUCAACAUCUGCUGCACAACAACAGUCCUGCAGUCACGUGGACUCAAGGACAAUACAGAAGGACAAAUACUUUUUCUCACUGGGGAGUGAUUCUGCUACUCUGAGUUGAAGGACAUGCAUAUGGGUGUAUGUUUGAGUCUGAAUGUGUGAAUUUGAAUGCGUGCUGUGCACCCACAUCAGUCUGCAUGUAUUUGUCUUGAAUUAUGAUGUGAAUAUGACACUGUAUAAAUAAAAUAACCCAUGUUUAUAUAAUA
Molecule: messenger RNA, 3880 nt
Organism: Larimichthys crocea (large yellow croaker)
Lineage: Eukaryota; Metazoa; Chordata; Actinopteri; Sciaenidae
Gene: entpd1
Product: ectonucleoside triphosphate diphosphohydrolase 1
Exons: 10
Coding region: 2030-3505 (491 amino acids)
Biological process (GO): nucleoside diphosphate catabolic process
Cellular component (GO): plasma membrane
Molecular function (GO): ribonucleoside triphosphate phosphatase activity; UDP phosphatase activity; GDP phosphatase activity
Source: RefSeq, a predicted model, not a curated record